This is a messenger RNA of Aedes aegypti (yellow fever mosquito), 2817 nucleotides long. RefSeq names its product solute carrier family 26 member 10-like. Gene Ontology annotation, biological process: transmembrane transport. Gene Ontology annotation, molecular function: sulfate transmembrane transporter activity; oxalate transmembrane transporter activity; chloride transmembrane transporter activity. Gene Ontology annotation, cellular component: membrane. Lineage: Eukaryota; Metazoa; Arthropoda; Insecta; Diptera; Culicidae. The record is from RefSeq and is a predicted model, not a curated record.
GGGCUUUCAGGUCCACCAUAAAACAGUUUGGUUUAAAAUUUCGAACCGAUCGGAGGUUAGCUACGGCUUCUGGUCGGGGAAGGGCGUGCUUGUGGGGUUGAACUCGUUUCGAUGCUUAAUAGUAGGCCUGGCAGUUGAUGGGAAACGCACGUGUGCUACUUGGAUAGAGUAGUCGGGAAGAAAUAUUGCAAUUUUCGUUUGAAUAAGUGCGCAACGUAAAAAGACAGGAAAAGGGCACAAGUGUGAUAAAUUGUCGAGGUGUAGUGUGAAAAUUUGGGAUUAAUUAGCUUGGACACGGCUCAUUAAGAGGGUGAAACGCGUGGGUUGUGGCAGUUUUCCACGUGAAUGAUCAGCAGGUGGUAGUUCGUGCAGCGGUGACCUGUAAGGUACCAAGCGUGGUUGGACGGCGGCGAAUUAGCACAGUGUUGUGACCGGAACGCAUUUAACGGUUUUUUCCAUCAAUUGCUGAUUGAAGGGCAUUUCAGCUUGAGCCUCCCCAUAAAUGCCUUAGAGCAUCGCGUCGUCGGCCCCAGUAUAUCUUAAUAGCUCCCCCAGUUGGCAAAUAAUAAUCGCACCCUCAAAACAGCCCCCCGCGGAUGCGAUCUCGCUCAGUCGCAUGUGAACCGGCGCGAAGAAAGGAUCUCUCAUACGAACGAAGAACGAAGACGAACAACGCGCGCCACGAUGCCAGACAGCAGAAGCGGAGGAAACGAUGACCCUUCGCAGCAGUAUAAUGGGUCCGACCUGGUGGGGGUGGACACUGAUCAAGGGGUCACCAAUCAUGGAUUCUACCGGGAUCUGGUCGACGAGGGCAUCAAAUCGGAAAAGGCCAUAACUACGGCGUUGCCUCCGGUGGCCGUUGCAAGACCCCUGUACCAGCAGGAAGAACUCAACCACGAGAUGCGUUACAGUGAACCCAAGCGGAAAGUGGUCCGAGAAGCGCUGGACAGUGUCAAGGGGUGGAGUGCGCAGAGGUGUGCCCGAAGUGUGUUCCCCAUUGUGGGCUGGUUGUCGGAGUAUUCCUUGAAGAGGGACUUUGCGUCAGAUUUGAUCAGUGGAUGUACGGUGGCCGUGAUGCACAUUCCCCAGGGCAUGGGGUACGCGUUGUUGGCCAAUGUGCCCCCGAUAGUGGGAAUCUAUAUGGCGUUCUUUCCGGUGUUGGUGUAUUUUGUGUUGGGCACCUCGAGGCACAACUCGAUGGGCACGUUCGCGGUGGUGUCGAUUAUGGUGGGGAAAUUGGUGGUCAAGUAUUCCAAUGAGGGAAGUGGGUCGAAGGUGUUGAACGAUACGAUAGUUGGGAUCGGAAGUGAAAAUGGCGGGGGUGGUACUGUGGGACCGAUAGAAGUAGCGUCGGCAGUAUGCUUCAUCGUCGGGAUAAUGCAGCUGAUAAUGUACGUUGGCCGGCUGGGAGUGAUUUCGUUCCUGCUAUCGGAUACGUUGGUAUCCGGUUUCACGACCGGUGCUGCCAUCCACGUGCUCACCUCGCAAAUCAAGGAUCUCCUUGGGCUGACCCUGCCUCCCCAGAGUGGGAAUUUCGAAGUCAUAAAUACGUACAUCGCAAUUUUUACGGACAUUGCAAGAGCCAACUGGGCGGCCAUCGUGAUAUCUGCCGUUACGAUUGUGGUGGUUGUGGCGAACAACGAAUACCUGAAGCCUAUUGUCGCCAAGCGAAGCAGUAUCCCUGUUCCGAUCGAGCUGAUUGCGGUUAUAAGCGGUACCCUGAUAUCGAGAUUUGUAGAUCUGAAUGGAGAGUACAGGAUCAAAACCAUCGGGCACAUUCCGACCGGGUUUCCAGAUCCCGCCCUCCCGGACACCAACCUGAUGCGAUCGCUUCUGUUGGAAUGUUUCCCAAUCGCCAUGGUCGCCUACGCCGUGUCCGUAUCGAUGGCCCUCAUUUUCGCCCAGAAGCAUAACUACGAAAUCGACUUCAACCAGGAACUGCUGGCGAUGGGCACCAGCAACGUGUUCGGAUCGUUCUUCUCCUGUCUACCGUUUUCGGCUUCUCUGUCCCGCUCGAUGAUCCAGUUCACGACUGGUGGUAAAACGCAAAUCGCUUCGGUAAUCUCCUGCGGGAUCCUGGCCAUUGUUUUGCUGUGGGUUGGACCGUUUUUCGAGCCUCUGCCGCGAUGUGUCCUGGCGGGCGUUAUCGUAGUUUCCUUGAAGGGACUGCUCAUGCAGGUCACACAGUUCCGACAGUUCUUGAAGCUCAGUCCCGUGGAUGCUAUCGUUUGGAUGGCGACCUUCCUCACGGUGGUUCUGGUAGCGAUCGACAUCGGGCUGCUGGUCGGCAUGGUGCUGAGCAUUUGCACGAUCUUCUUCCGCGGUAUGAAGCCGUACACCUGCCUCAUGGAGAACGUUCCCAAUACGGAUUUGUAUCUGGACGUCAAUCGUUAUAAAGGCACGAUCGACAUUGCUGGCAUCAAAAUCUUCCACUUCUGUGGUAGCUUAAACUUUGCAACUCGGGCCGGUUUCAAGACGAGUCUAUGCGAAUCACUGAAUCUGAAUCUCACCCAGGAGAUUAAAAACUCCAAACGAAAGGAUUACAAGAAGAAGUACAGCCUGCGAUUUCUGGUCUUGGACUUUACGGCACUGAGCAACAUCGAUCCUUCUGCGAUCGCAGCACUCAAAGGGUUGAUCACCGAGUUUGAGAAACUCUCGGUCAAGAUAUUGGUAGCGGGGUCGUCUUGUCCCGUGUACGAAAUGAUGACACGAUGCAAGCUGGUGUUCCCGACGAUUCACGAUGCCGUAUUGUGGGCGCAGGAUGCCACGGUGAACGAUUCCGGCCAGGUUAGCAUUAUGGAGUCGGAGAGUGCGUGA